AUGGACUCUAUUGAAUUUUCAAAUCGUUCAGCUUAUGCAACUGAAUUGGGCAUUGAGUUCCUUGGCCCUAACGAAUUCGAUCGCUGGCCAGAGACCCAUCGAAGAUUGUUUGAAGAUGUACAAAAGCUCGGCAAUCAAAAAUAUAAUUCGUUCGUUGUUCGCAUCACCAGAGAAUCUAUUCAAAAACCAUGGAUGCGCGCAACAAAGGCGCGCGCCGAGCGUCUCUCAAUGUUGGCCGAACGAUCCUAUCGCGAACACAAAAACGAGUCGGGAUGGAGGUACGCAGUUGAGAACGAGAUCAUGUACCGCUUCACAGUGGAAGUUUCCUGCCCGACUUGUCGCAAUAGGCUAUGGCAAUCUGAAAUACCUGCUGCAACGGGUAGCAUCGAGCAGCAAGCCCGCUCACUAGAGGAUCGACGACGGAAACGCAAGCCAUGCCAGUGUUCAAGCGCUCGAGGUGACAAUAGGUAUGAUGGCGGAGUCAAUAUGCUCUUUUCGGACAGAGCGGAGGCGAUGAUCAAACACAAUCCCCCAAUUGUGAUAUCCACGCAUCCGCGUAAAUUGAAGAAUUCCGAAUUCCCAGAUCGCAUCUUUGGACUACGACAGACCGACAACCUACGAUGUUCGCUAGACUCGCUUGAUAAGAGGCAUAUGGAAUCGUCCAACAUAACUCUGCGUAAUUCCAUAGAGCUGAGUCCAUUUGGUGCCGAGCCUGAGCCUCUACUUUUCCCGUUCUUCAUGAUAGAAGCCAAAUCAAGCCAGGGGGCUGACCGAGCAAAAAAUCUAAUGCAGUCUGCAUUUUGCCUCCGCCGUUUGUUGAAAAUUCAGCAUGACCUUGUCAUCGCAACAGAUGAGGAAACGCAGUGGGCAACAGGGCCGCUCAUAUGGUUUCUUACUACACGUGGAGAACAGUGGGACGUAUACGCAGGAUUUGUGGAAGAAGACGAUAGUGAAGUUGUCAAAUACCCUUUUGUUCAUCUGUGGAAUGGAGACAUUCGCUGGCGGGACGGCGCCUUGCAGCUUCUGCUGGUUAUUGACUACAUCUUUGAUUGGGCUCGUGAUGUCUACCGAGAUGCCAUUAUCAAAGAACUCAGCACAAUAGCGACUGGUGAAGUAAACGACCGAGAUCCAGAUAUUUUUUCGACAAUUUCUCGACAGAUGUCGCAAAUUACUAGCUGGAUGGACCCCGACGAAGCGCAAACCGAGCUCUCAUUCAUUUCUGAAUCAAAUGAUCCCGGCUUUUUGAACAUAAGUCUACCAGAGGGCGUGAUCCGUGAUGCUUCUAUCUUUGAGUCUCGUUUCCUUUUGCUCCAAAUUACUGAGGAUGACGUCGAUAAUUUUCUUCUCUCUUUCUCAUCUGAAGAGGAUGCUAAAUUAUGGCUUCAAAGUGUACUAAAUCAUCUUGCAAACGCCUGGAAAGCUAACACGUGGGAACCACCAGCGGCAUGA
Molecule: messenger RNA, 1449 nt
Organism: Penicillium roqueforti
Lineage: Eukaryota; Fungi; Ascomycota; Eurotiomycetes; Eurotiales; Aspergillaceae
Exons: 5
Coding region: 1-1449 (482 amino acids)
Source: RefSeq, a predicted model, not a curated record